Messenger RNA from Aspergillus homomorphus CBS 101889, 2109 nucleotides. RefSeq names its product putative C6 transcription factor. NCBI's taxonomy places the organism in Eukaryota, Fungi, Ascomycota, Eurotiomycetes, Eurotiales, Aspergillaceae. Gene Ontology annotation, molecular function: DNA-binding transcription factor activity, RNA polymerase II-specific; sequence-specific DNA binding; zinc ion binding. Gene Ontology annotation, cellular component: nucleus. The annotation marks the transcript as partial. The record is from RefSeq and is a predicted model, not a curated record. The transcript is spliced from 9 exons. Gene Ontology annotation, biological process: positive regulation of transcription by RNA polymerase II; DNA-templated transcription.
AUGAACCAAUCCCAGCGUCCUAAGCGGACCAGCAACGCCUGCCAGCGAUGUCGCUCUAGAAAAGUCAAGUGCUCAGGAACUCAUCCGUGCGACAAGUGUCGCCAUCGUCGACAAAAUUGCGUCUUCGAAGAGGACCGCAAGAUCGUCGUUUCCGAAGAGCUGUUCCUAUCGUUGAAGCGGAGGGUUGAAGAGCUGGAGUGCUUGCCACCUUCACCAACCAGCAAGCGGCAUUGUGCGUUGAGGGAAGACACCGUCAAUGAAGCGGUUGAUGCAAAUGCAGAUCAGAAUCUCCAAGCGACAGUCUCAACUCCUCCCGAUGCCGACCGUUACGAUGACCGGUUUGCCUCCAAUCUUUUAGUCUCUCCAUCCACAUACGUCAAACAUACCGGGCGACAACAGCGGAAGUGGUUAUUCCUUGGGCCUACCUCAACUUGGUCCUUCAGCCGACGCAUCCUCAAUAUCGUUCAAGAGGGCAUAUACCCCGAUAGCCAGCGGCCAAUUCCUCUAGCGGUUGACGGCGAUGCGUACCAGAUAACAUGGCGCCAUGCUAGCUCUGAAGAGGCUCCCGAUACCAGCGGUCUGCCUUCGCUGGAACAUGCGCUAUAUAUGGUGAGCACGGUACAGUUUCACUUCAGCAAUAUGUAUCGGCUGUUCGACGAGGACGCCUUCCUCCGCCAUCUGUACGAAUUUUACCAGGAUGCUGCCAAAAAGGUGCAGGAAUCACGUCUGUGGUAUGUGCAGUUUCUGGUGAUCCUCGCUUUUGGGGAGGCGUUUCUGGCCCCGGUGCGGACGGUAUCCAACACUGCUGCGUGGACCAAAUAUUUUUCGAGGGCGAUGUCAUUGUUGCCGGAUAUCACAGGGCUGUGGCAGGAUCCGACUUUGGCCAUCGAGACUCUUGCCCUGAUUGCGCUUUACUUCUACUCGGUGGACAUGAGAGAUACGGCUUACUGUUAUAUCGGACAUUCUAUGCGAAUGGCUCUCGUGGAGGGGCUUCAUCGUGCUCAGCCUGUGGAGCAACUGGGACAGAAGCUGGUUACUCGAUGGAGCAAUAUCUGGUGGACGGUAUACAUACUGGAUCGCAAAUUCUCAUCGUUCAUGGGUUCCCCUUACUCGGUAAAUGACGAUGAUGUCACGACGGUUUUAUGGGAACCUCGGACAUGCUCGCAGAAUGAGGCAGUCUUGAGUCUUCACGUCAAGAUCUCGCAGGUGAUCGCUCGUGUGUUGAACACGAUAUAUAGUGCGGAUGGCACACUAGGUGGUCUCUUCCUGCGAAAGGUACGCUCCGUGCUACAGGAGAUGACUGAUCUUUCCCGCGAGCUUGACGAAGUAUUCUCCAACCAUUUCGCAAACUCAGUGGAUGCGCUUUCGGGCGUCACCACUCGUCUGACCCUGUCAUGCCACUUGUGUAUCAUUGUCACGACCAGACCUCUUGUACUUAGCCUUUUAUGGGAACGCCUCAGUUGCUAUGAAAAGGGCGUUGAGUUCCGCACUUUAUCCUCCCCUGUCCAAACUCUCCUCCAGGCAUGCAUUGACUCCGCUGUCAAAUCGCUGAAAAUUCUAUCUGCACUUCGAGAUCAGAACCUGCUCGAAACAUUCCUCCCCUUCGACCUAGAGAACCUAUUCUCAUCCUUCUUCGUGCUCUCCCUCAUCUCCGCCAUCUUACCCGACGCUUCCAUGGACCCGACCUACCGGGAAACAGGCUUCAGUCUCCUGAACGAGAUGAUCGAGCGCGGUAAUCGCGUCGCGCAACUCCGCAAGUCCGAGAUCGAGCUCCUGGAAGAACUCGUCCAGCCCCUGACUCAACGACACAGCACAUCACCAGCCACGGCAGAUCUGGCGAGCGGUCAUCUCGCCACGCCUGAAAGCCAGCAGCGUGUUCUGGGGCAGCUCGAGCAACUGACGGGGCCCAGUACCGGUGAAGUGGACAGUAUCCCGACCGUUCCGCCCGCCGAUGUGCCCGCAGAUCCGGAGGAUGAGCUGUCGCUGGACUGGCGGGGUCUUGGGUUAUCGUUGGAUUACAUGCUCUCUGCGACCGAUCAGCUGAAUACAAAUAACCUGGUGUUGGACGCGGAGCGCGAGGGGCUGCAGACGGACCUGUGGUUGUGGGAU